Aspergillus pseudoviridinutans is the source of this 657-nucleotide messenger RNA. Its product is annotated as GNAT family N-acetyltransferase. Gene Ontology annotation, cellular component: nucleus. Gene Ontology annotation, biological process: silent mating-type cassette heterochromatin formation; rDNA heterochromatin formation. NCBI's taxonomy places the organism in Eukaryota, Fungi, Ascomycota, Eurotiomycetes, Eurotiales, Aspergillaceae. The record is from RefSeq and is a predicted model, not a curated record. The coding region runs from base 1 to 657 and encodes 218 amino acids. Gene Ontology annotation, molecular function: promoter-specific chromatin binding; acyltransferase activity, transferring groups other than amino-acyl groups; sequence-specific DNA binding. The transcript has a single exon.
AUGAGUAACAUCGCCCGUGUCCCCCAGGCUUUUCCCACACCAAAAGAACGGGACAAAAUCGUCGACCUGUACAGACAUCUCCGCUUAGCAGGCCUCAAACAAGACCCAAAGGCCUUUUCAUCCACGUACGAGACUGAAGCAGACUUCCCAUACCAAAAAUGGCUCUCUCGGAUUGAAAACCCGCAGGCACGGACCUUUAUCGCCCUGGAGGAGGAUGGAACCGUUCCUUCAUCGGACAAUGCGUUGACAGCCCUUUUGUCUAGGGAAUGGCUGGGGACAGUGACCAUCGGAGGGCCGAAAUUCGUGUUUAGCAGUGAAAUUGAUCUCAACGCGCCGUGGAAGGUAUUUACGGAAGGUGAUCGGUAUACGACACCACCAGCGGAUGGUAGAGACGCUGUCGCCGUGUAUAUGAUUGCUGGCAUGUUCGUGCUUCCAGCCUCGAGAGGAAGGGGAAAUGGCCGUCGACUUGUUGAAGAAGCUGUCAAAUAUGCCCGGGGCGCUUCCGCUACAAUGCGAGCUCUACUGGUCCUCCUAGUCGAAGCAGACAAUGAAGCUGCAAGGAAACUCUACGAACGAUGCGGGUUUCAGAAGUGCAGCGAGGACGUGGUGUUGGGUGGACUCCAGACAGUCGGGAUGAUCCUGGACAUAGGAAAGUAA